Messenger RNA from Cynocephalus volans (Philippine flying lemur), 1369 nucleotides. RefSeq names its product immunoglobulin superfamily member 5 (gene IGSF5). Gene Ontology annotation, biological process: cell-cell adhesion. Gene Ontology annotation, cellular component: cell surface; bicellular tight junction. Lineage: Eukaryota; Metazoa; Chordata; Mammalia; Dermoptera; Cynocephalidae. The record is from RefSeq and is a predicted model, not a curated record. The transcript is spliced from 8 exons. Bases 1 to 1113 code for a protein of 370 amino acids.
AUGGAGGGCAGCUGGAAGGGCAUCCUGACCAUGCUGGGCAUCCUGGCUGGGCUGGCAGGUUCUGGGUCCAGUUCUGAAAUCAUAGAAGGUCCUAAGAAUGCAACGGUCCUGGAGGGCUCGGAGGCCCGCUUCAACUGCACUGUGUCCCAGGGCUGGAAGCUCAUCAUGUGGGCGCUCAAUGGCACUGUGGUUCUGAGCAUCACGCCCACGGAACCUAUCAUCACCAACGACCGCUUUACCUCCGCGAAUUACGAGGUGGGCGGUAACUUCAUCUCUGAGAUGAUAAUCCAUGAUGUGCAGCUCAGUGAUUCCGGGCAUAUCAGGUGCAGCCUCCAGAACAGUAACCGGGAUGGAUCUGCUUUCCUUUCAGUCCAAGUUAUGGGAGAGUUGCUCAUUUCCAGUGAUAGUCUUAUAGUCAUUGAGGAUGAAGCUUGUAAUGUUACUUGUCGAGCAACAGGCUGGACCCCACUCCCGAAUAUUUCCUGGGAGAUCGGUGUCCCGGUGAGCCAUUCAAGCUAUUAUUCUGUUCCGGAGCCUGGUGACCUCCAAAGCACAGUGAGUGUCCUGGCUCUCACGCCACAGGGCAACGGGACUUUGACUUGUGUGGCUGACAUGAAGAGUCUACAGGCCCGCAAGUCUGUAACUGUAAACCUUACUGUGGUUCAGUCUCCCCUGGGCAAUAUUGAUAAACCAGGUACGUCAUUGCCUACCUGGGCCAUAGUUCUACUUGCAGUAUCAUUUUCAUUGCUGUUGAUCCUGAUCAUUGUUCUGAUUAUAAUAUUCUGCUGCUGUUGUGUGUCUGGGAGAGAGAAAAAAGAAUCUAGUUAUCAAAGUGAAAUAAGGAAAUCUGCAAAUGUGAAAACAGACAAAGGAACUUCUGAGACGAAGUUAAAAAGUGGAAACAAAAACUAUGGAUACAGUUCAGAUGAACCAAGGACCACACAGAUUGCUUCCCUCCCGCCCAAGUCCAAUGAAUUCAGUGUUCUGGAACAACAUAGCAGGAGCCAUCCUCAUCAGGAACCUGAUCGACAUCGGCCCAGCCCAGCAAGUCGUCCACAGGUUUCUUUUAAUGUGGCCAGUCCUAGGAGGGUCAGGAAUGUAACUCUAGUGUAGUAGAGACUUCCCUGGGUUUCCGUCUUGCGCUGUGGACAACUCACAACACGACGAUGUCAUCGUUCCUCCUCAUCCUAAGACAGGGCUCCAGCUUAGCCAGCGUUACCCAAACAGACGAUGUCAGAAUCAUCAAAACUGAGAUUUUAUAGUGAGAGGACAAAUUGAUUUUCCUAGGUUGCAAAGUCAAAUUACACUUUUGAAAUGUUUCGAGGUUUUAGUAAAUUCCAUAAAGUUACUAAGUAACGCUGCAAAUUCA